This is a messenger RNA of Polyodon spathula (Mississippi paddlefish), 894 nucleotides long. Its product is annotated as DNA endonuclease RBBP8-like. Bases 237 to 878 code for a protein of 213 amino acids. The transcript is spliced from 7 exons. Gene Ontology annotation, molecular function: flap-structured DNA binding; damaged DNA binding; Y-form DNA binding. Gene Ontology annotation, biological process: DNA double-strand break processing involved in repair via single-strand annealing; double-strand break repair via homologous recombination. The record is from RefSeq and is a predicted model, not a curated record. Gene Ontology annotation, cellular component: site of double-strand break. Lineage: Eukaryota; Metazoa; Chordata; Actinopteri; Acipenseriformes; Polyodontidae.
UAUAUAUAAUCUAGCUAGAGAGCAGAGCUGCCUAGUCAAGCAGUUGUUCUCUUCCAGCUCUCUGUCUCUAUGUGCUAUGGUCCAGGGGAUGGUCUCAUUUAAUGGACACUGCAAAUUUGUAUCUUAACGGAACAUCUGUAAUCAAGAGCUUCUUAUAUAAUAUGGUGGUUCAGUAUCUUUUGUGAAACAGAAAACAAUUGAUGUAACAGCCACACUGGGACGGACUGGCAGAUAACAUGAACAGCACCACAGGGAGCUGUGGCAGCCCCAGCUCUGGGGUCUCGGCAGAACCUGCCAGUGACCUCUUCAGAGACCUCUGGUCAAAGCUGAAAGACUGCCAUGAUAACGAAGUGCAAGGGUUGCAAGGUAAAAUUGUCAAACUGAAGAAGGAGAGAUGUUUAGAUGCCGAAAGACUGGAGGAGUUUUUUAUGAAAAACCAGCAGCUAAGAGAACACCAGAAAUCACUACAAGACAAUGUUAAAGUUUUAGAGGACAGGUUAAGGGCAGGAUUAUGUGACCGAUGUGCUGUAACAGAAGACCAUAUGAAAAAGAAGCAGGUGGAAUAUGAAAACAUUCGACAGCAGAACCUAAAGCUCAUUACUGAACUCAUGAACGAAAGAAAUAACAUUCAAGAUGAAAACAAAAAGCUUUGCCAGCAGCUGGAGCAUCUUAGUAAAAUGAUGGAGGAGAAGUCUCGUCAGGCUAGGGAGAUUUUAGAUCAGGAGGAUGGGGUUAUCCCUGAUUCUCCUGUUAGACAGGUCUCCCUGUCUAUGGUGAGCAGACUGAGAAUGAACAAGGAGAACAAACAUGUUCAUUACUCUGAGAAAUCCCCUGCCGACUCCGCAAGAUCUCCAACCACUGAUGGUAGACUUUGUUAAAUGAUUCCAUGAUUUG